Molecule: messenger RNA, 1221 nt
Organism: Endocarpon pusillum Z07020
Lineage: Eukaryota; Fungi; Ascomycota; Eurotiomycetes; Verrucariales; Verrucariaceae
Exons: 1
Coding region: 1-1221 (406 amino acids)
Source: RefSeq, a predicted model, not a curated record
AUGUCAAUGGGUUCAACUAAAGCGGCUACGCAGCCGAAUGAUACCGAGUCUCGAGGUUCAAUGGCUCCGCUACUACCAGGAUCAUUUCCUCAAGGAACGGAAUCUUCCCAGUCGUCAUCCUACGAGCCAGAAACCACACAACUUCCAGAGUCAGCGACCGAUCCUACGGCUGACAGCGGAAAGCCAUCCAAACGACCUUUCUGGAAAUUGGGCAAGAAAACAGACGAGGACAAGGCCAAGGAGAAAGGAAAGACUUCCAGUCUGUCAAAGUCUACUGCCACCCCCCACAUAGCCCCGGUUGGCGUUUUGAGGUCUGCUUCACCAUUGCGCUCGCCCGAACCAAGUCGCGGUUCGGUAUCGUCACAGCGUGGUCAGCCCUACGGCUCGCCUGGAUCCCCUGCACAUGCUGUCUACUCGUCAUCUCCAAGACUACAUUCACCUGCCUCCUCCCAGAUCUUUGAGAGAAACGUCCAGGAAGACGUCGUGCCACCUCAGGCGUCUCCGCAGAUUCCGUCUCAUAUCAUCACCGAGAAUCACAUUCCUCCUGCAUUGGACGCAUCGUCGGCUGCUAUCACAAAUGAGCGUCUCGAUCCGGACUCAGUGGAGAUUGUGACCCAUGCAAUGCAUCUGCCUGCCGUUAUCCCUGUCGGACCGUCUCUCGAGGCUUCAUUAACAUCCUUUGGUGAAGAUCAUGGCCUUCACCGGCCUGAAACCGCCGGCGAUGACACGGCCUCGAACUAUGGCACACUGGAUAACGCCGAUGUUCGCCGUCUCAGCUUCAUCUCCUUUGCAGAUGUUGUCCAUGCUGAGCAUGCUGAACAUGCAGAGCCGGGCGCCGUUGAUCACCACACGGGCCGAAAUUCUGUCCAUCUCGGCAACCCCUCUGGCAUUGUUCCAACGCUAGCGGCUCCACCCAGAUCUCCUUCGCCUGUCCACUCACCUCUUUCUUCGCCGGGACAUGGCACAUCCCCGCCUAGCAGCGUGUCACCGUCCUUCAAAGGAUUGGAUACUUCACCUGCAAAGGGACAUCGAGGCUCAGGAAGUUCCAUGCCAUCAUCAGCGCAAAGUCCACUGUUGAGUGGAGCGGGAGAAUUGAAUAUUGAGACGAUGAGGCAGGCGCUAAGGAAGACAGGCAGCGGCGAUUUAAGUGGAAUAAGAAGUCAGCCAUUGAGUGCAGUGGGGAACGACGAUGGAACGUUUGCGGAUCGACCGUUCAAGUGA